Molecule: messenger RNA, 405 nt
Organism: Plasmodium malariae
Lineage: Eukaryota; Apicomplexa; Aconoidasida; Haemosporida; Plasmodiidae
Product: 60S ribosomal protein L28, putative
Exons: 3
Coding region: 1-405 (134 amino acids)
Source: RefSeq, a predicted model, not a curated record
AUGAACUGCCCACCUGAACAAAAGUCAAAUCUUAGUAAAGCACUUGUAUGGGAACUGACCAAAAGGAACAAUUGCUUUCUUAAAAAAAUAAAAAGCGGAAAAAAAGGGUAUUUCCUGUGUGACCCUCAUAACAUUAGUUGUAAAAACACACCAUCCAGUAGUGGCCUAGUAAAGAACGAUGGUAUGAAUCUUAGAUUUAAGAAAGGAAAAGUAGUUUUAUGUGUUAAAUCCACAGAAAAAAAUGUUGUUACAAGCAAGGAAUACAAAGCAAGGAAUUUUAAAAAAGCUGAAAAAUUAAUUGAAGAUAAUGGAAAACUAGAAAAAAAUAAAAGUAAAAAGAGAUUAUUGAAAAAAUACAAGCGUAUGUCUAAAUUAUACAACUGCAGUAAUAAAGCAAACAAGUGA